Messenger RNA from Anguilla anguilla (European eel), 2851 nucleotides. RefSeq names its product nectin cell adhesion molecule 1a (gene nectin1a). Gene Ontology annotation, biological process: heterophilic cell-cell adhesion; protein localization to cell junction; homophilic cell-cell adhesion. The record is from RefSeq and is a predicted model, not a curated record. Lineage: Eukaryota; Metazoa; Chordata; Actinopteri; Anguilliformes; Anguillidae. The coding region runs from base 987 to 2495 and encodes 502 amino acids. The transcript is spliced from 6 exons. Gene Ontology annotation, cellular component: adherens junction.
AUCUAACGUCACACGAUUCUGAUCUCCCCUCCGCGGUUGUCAGAUACAUUGAAGCAUUUCGGGGUGAAGCAUUCUUAUAACCGGGCAGUAUCUACCGUCUCGGAUUGCAUCUAGGGAAAUUGAACUUGUUUUCUUCUGAGGGGGAAAUAUUGUCUUAAACAACAGAAACAAAGGAUAGCGUAUCCUUCAGUCAACCAAUUUAAUAUCCAAAUAUUCUAAGAUUGUAAAACAAGGAGAAGUGGACGCUUGGAUUUUUGGAACUUUAACAUCAGGCAACAAUUAGGGCAACAAAUAAGACUCAGUAAGCAAGUAUUUCGGAUAUUUUAAACAUGUAUUGAAGAUACUGCUGUAUUUGACGUGCUAUGAGCUUAAAAGCACUAGGACAGAACAGUUCGUGUGCUUUGGGAACUUGGUAGGCUACAGAAGCAUCGACCACCCCCACCCUCCCUCCCUCUUCCAAAAACUAAGAGUGGGGGGUAAAGACACAAGCAGCGCUGCCGCACUGCUGGGAACAUUCUGGAUAUAACAGAUAUAGCGGAGUCGUUUUCACGGGAAACAAUGGAUUGCUAAACUCGAUUUAUCUAUGCUUUACGUCGAUUUACACCGGCAUCCCGUCUCCGCGCUGCGUUUCUGCAUAGCGGACUGCGAGCGUUUUGUACAGCAAGCAGCCAAAGGGAAAGACCGACGUAACUGCAAACUCGUUUAACCGCUCAACUUGGAGUCGCUGUGCUGUGGGCUAGUACUUAAAAUUAGAGAUUGUAAGCGAAAUAAUCUUAGUUUAAAUCUCUGGGGCUCUGCCAGCGUGCGUCGUCCAACUCCGAUCCCAGCGGAGUAUCGGGCAUAUCCCAUCCAACCGGACAGGAAUUUGGACUGUGUCUCGUGUUUAAGUUGAAUGCCUGAACGAAUUCGUCUCGUUUGAACACGUCUUGCCGCUCAGGAGUUCCAGGGUCCAGGGAAGUCUGAACAUUUGUGGAAAGGUUGCUUACAUGGCGAUGGCGAUGUUGCCGAGUUUUUGGAUAUUCCUGAUGGCUGUCUGCGUGCCAGGUGGCGGGGCGCAGACGGUGCAGAUGGACGCCAGCAAGUGGGGCUUCGUGGGCUCGCAGGUGGAGCUCCGCUGCCUGUUCGUCAACAGCAACCCGCCGGUGAAGAUCUCGCAGGUCACCUGGCAGAAGUUCCUCAACGGCAGCAAGCAGAACGUGGCCAUCGCCAACCCCAGCCUGGGCGUGUCGGUGCUGCCGCCCUUCAAGGACCGCGUCAGCUUCAAGCAGCCGGCCGUGCGCCACCACACGCCCUCCCUGGAGGACACCACCAUCACCUUCUCCAACCUGCGGCUCUCCGACGAGGCCGCCUACAUCUGCGAGUACACCACCUUCCCCGCGGGCAACCGCGAGAACAUGGUCAACCUGACCGUCUUGGCUCGACCGAUGACCGUCAUGACGCUGUCGGCGCCCACCAUCGUGGCGCGCUCGUCGAACCGCAAGAUGACGGUGGCCACGUGCCUCUCGGCCAACGGGAAGCCGCCGAGCCUGAUCACCUGGGACACGCGGCUGAAGGGCGAGGCCAGCGUCCAGGAGACGCGCAACGACAACGGCACGGUGACGGUGCUCAGCAGCUACGUGGUGGUGCCCAGCCGCGCCGCGCACAAGCAGAAGCUCACCUGCAUCGUCUCGUACCGCAACGAGAGGAUCACCGACAGCGUCGUCCUCAACGUCCUGUACGAGCCGGAGGUGACGGUCGAGGGCUUCGACGGGAACUGGUACCUGAACCGCCAGGACGUGCUGCUCAUCUGCAAGGCCGACGCCAACCCGCCCGUCACCGUGUACCAGUGGAAGCUACUGAACGGCUCGAUGCCCGCCAACGCGGAGAUCCGCAACAACACACUGCUGUUCAAGGGCGCGGUGACCAACGAGGUGGCGGGGACGUACGUGUGCGACGCCACCAACAGCAUCGGGACGCGCUCGGGCCAGGUGGAGGUCAACGUGACGGAAUUCCCUAACAUCCCGCCACCCGGGGGCCAUGAGAUCCCGCAGGAGCAGCACAGCUCAGGGGCGGCCAUAGGGGGCGCUGUGGGGGGAGUAGUCCUGCUGGCGGCGGCCGGCGCCCUCCUCUUCGUCUUCUUGCGUCGGCGCCAGCGCACCUUCAAGGGGGACUACAGCACCAAGAAGCACGUGUUCGGCAACGGCUACAGCAAGGCGGGGGGCCUGCCCGCGCACCCCCCCAUGCCCAAGAACCUGCAGUACCCCGAGGACUCGGACGACGAGAAGAAGCCGGCCCAGAUCGGGGGCGGCCCGGGGGGCUUCGAGGGGAGUGAGCGGGAUUUCGACGGCGACGCCGAGGACCUGAAGAGGCCCUACUUCACGGUGGACGAGGGCGAGAGCCGCGACUACGACGAGCGGACUCUGGCCUUCCAGUACGACCCCGAGCCCGAGAUGGCGGACGACAUGGUCUCCCAGACCGACGGCUCCGUCAUCUCGAAGAAAGAGUGGUACGUGUAGAGGCAUGCCGGAGAGAGGAAAAGAAACGACAAACAAGCGCCCCCUCAUUCCCACCAACCCCAUCCACCCAAACCCUCUCUGUCAGUCCUUUCCUCCACCCCCCUCCAUUCCCACCCUUCCCUCAGCCUCUGCCUGGUGCCUCCAGCCUAACCCCUCCCCUCCACCCCUCCAUCCUCCCAUCCCCCCCCCCUCACACCCAUCUGAAUCCAUUCAAGUAAGCGGCAUUGGAAUCACUGCAUUAAUUUCAAAGAGCUCGCACCAUCAACCUGACCGCACGUCGUCAUCGCACCCUCGAAAGCUCUUCAGCGAUUCUCUUCGGGGAAAAAAAAAAAGGUUUCAUCGAGGAACUGGCGCGA